This is a messenger RNA of Monopterus albus (swamp eel), 1334 nucleotides long. It is a transcript of the gene urod, whose product is annotated as uroporphyrinogen decarboxylase. Gene Ontology annotation, molecular function: uroporphyrinogen decarboxylase activity. Gene Ontology annotation, cellular component: cytosol. The transcript has 10 exons. Lineage: Eukaryota; Metazoa; Chordata; Actinopteri; Synbranchiformes; Synbranchidae. The record is from RefSeq and is a predicted model, not a curated record. Gene Ontology annotation, biological process: heme biosynthetic process. Bases 171 to 1277 code for a protein of 368 amino acids.
UUUCUGGUUUGAUCACGUGGUGUCCCAAGAUGGCCGCGCCCUAGAGCGAAGCCAAAACAGUUGUGCAAGCGAAUUUAAAUGACAGUUGAGGAUCUGCAGGUGGUAGAUGAAAUCUCCAGAGAAACAGCGGAGACACUGAGAAACUCUGUGACCUCUUCAGCCGUGUCGACAUGAGUAAAAACGAUAUAAAUCUCCCCAAGGACUUUCCUAAGCUCCAGAACGACACAUUUCUGCGAGCAGCACGAGGAGAAGAAACGGAGCAUGUCCCAGUGUGGUGUAUGAGACAGGCUGGACGAUACCUACCAGAGUUUCGUGAGUCCAGAGCAGGAAAGGACUUCUUUGAGACAUGCCGGUCACCAGAGGCCUGCUGUGAGCUGACUCUGCAGCCUCUGAGACGUUUUCCUUUUGACGCUGCCAUCAUCUUCUCUGACAUCCUAGUUGUCCCACAGGCCAUGGGUAUGGAUGUCCAGAUGAUGGCAGGUAAAGGUCCCACAUUCCCAGAGCCCCUGAAGGAGCCAGAAGACCUGCAGCGCCUCCGGGUCAAAGUGGAUGUGGGCAAGGAGCUGGGCUACGUCUUCAAAGCCAUCACACUGACCAGACACAAGAUAGAGGGCAAAGUACCACUCAUAGGGUUCACUGGAGCUCCGUGGACGCUGAUGUCCUAUAUGAUAGAAGGCGGUGGCUCCACCACACACUCUAAGGCGAAGCGGUGGCUGUACCGCCACCCUGAGGCCAGCCACAUGCUGUUGAGGAUGCUGACAGAUGUCAUAGUGGAGUAUCUGCUGGGCCAGGUGGCAGCUGGAGCACAGGCUCUGCAGGUGUUUGAGUCCCACGCUGGCAUCCUUGGGCCUGUCGAGUUUAAAGAGUUCUCUCUGCCUUACCUCCGAGACAUCGCUCGCCGUGUCAAAGAUCAGCUCAAGGAGGCAAGAAAGGAGGUUCCUAUGAUUGUGUUUGCAAAAGAUGCUCACUACGCUCUAGAGGAUCUGUCUCAGUCUCAUUAUGAGGUGGUCGGGUUGGACUGGACAAUCGACCCACAGUCAGCACGUGAGCGCACAGGAGGGAAGGUCAGCCUGCAGGGAAACCUGGAUCCUUGUGCUCUCUAUGCUCCAAAGGAGCGCAUUUCAGACAUGGUGAAGAUAAUGUUGGAGGGUUUUGGCACAAGGGGUUACAUCGCCAACCUGGGACACGGCCUUUACCCCGACAUGGACCCGGAGAACGUUGGUGCCUUCGUUGAAGCUGUGCACCAAUACUCUAAAAGGAUGAUCAAACAAAUGUAAAGAUCUGUGUGUAAACAACAACAAAAGAGAUAGUAAUAAAUAAAAUGUACCAAUAUA